AUGUUCAAACGCACGAAAUUGAAGAAGGUCUCAAAUCCCUUCAAGUCUUCAAAGAAAGCUGAACCGGCUUCAAGCUCAACAACGAACUCGCCAACUAAAACCUCAACAAGCAAGACUAAUGUACUUAGGUCAGCUAAUAUAUCAGAUCUUACUGCUUCAUCAAGUUCUAAAAUGUUUAACCCAAGAGAGCUUUAUAGUUUUGGAUUUACAGGGAAAGUAAUUACGAUGGCCUUUGAUUUUACCCAGAGUUUGUUGGCACUGGCAACUGAAACAGGAGAGCUCCGUAUAUACGGUGAAAAACAAGUAGAAGUUGUUAUACCCCUCGAAAAUAAAAUCCCGAUCGUUAAAAUGAAGUUUGUCAAGGGUAUCUACCUUAUUGCAGUAGACGCUAAAGACACCAUCUUAGUGAUAUCUUUAUACUCUAAAAAAGUUUUAACGACGGUGUUUUCUCCGAACAGAAUCACAUGUAUGGAGGUAGACCCAUCUCUUGAUUGGAUUUUCUUUGGCCUCCAAAGCGGCACAGUGAUGAUUUAUGACAUUGAUCGUAAUCAAUUUUCCAAUAUGAAGAUAGAGAAUUUACAGAAAGCGAAAUUUUUCCCCAAAGAUCGUUUAUCACCUGUUGUUUCCAUUCAAUGGAACCCUAGAGAUAUCGGAACUGUAUUAAUUUCAUAUGAAUGGGUAACGGUAACUUAUUCAUUGAUUGACGGAGAUAUUAAGCAAAGUUUCAUCUAUGAUCUACCUCCAUUUUCACCAGGCGGGAAUCCAUCUAUGAAUGUUGAUAAACUAAGAAGACCAAAGGUGAUUCAGUCAUUAUAUCAUCCCAAUUCUUUACAUAUUUUAACUGCUCAUGAAGAUAACUCAUUGGUCUUUUGGGAUGCUAAUACGGGAGAACUGAUUCAGGCAAGGUCCUUGCUAGAGACGGAUGUCAAUAUUCCUCAAGCAGGUUUAAUAAAUAAUACAAAUGGUGACAGUGGUCCUCAAAUCCUUAGCGUAGAUUGGAUAUGUCAAAGUGAUCCUGAGUAUACAUCACUAGUGAUAGCCACAGGCACUACGACAGGAACAGAAAAUAUACAAGAUUUAACUAUGCUUGAUCUCGGAGGAACACCAUUAUAUUCACUAACUUCAUAUGAAGGUAUGAGUAAAUAUUAUUCAGUACCAGUUCAAGAAAGACAUUUCCCAUUGGUUAACAAAUCAAAAAUCCGGAGUUUAUUGCCAAUACCUAAAGCAUCACCAUAUUUUCAUGGCUGUCACGAUCCAAGUUUUAUAUUAAUACUUUUGGAUGACGGCGAAAUUGAGACGUUGUUGUAUCCAUCUGGUUUAUUUACAUCAAAGGCGUCGUUGUUUCCUCAAAAUAUUUCUUGGAUCCGACCUGUUGUUACCAUGUCUAUGGCAGUUGCUGUCCCUUCUAAAUUAUGGUUAGGAAUGAUGUCAUCUAAUUCUGCGAAGGAUUCCUUAUUAAAAGGUGGUUCUUUGACAAAACGACCAAUGCGAAAACAAGAGCUAAGGUCAGUUAUUGUAACAGGUCAUACUAAUGGAUCUCUAAGGAUUUAUGACGCAUCACAUGGUGAGUUGGAUGAUUCUUCGGUUUUUGAUGUUAAUGUUUCUCAAAUUUUGAAUAAAUCAACUUCAGUCUCCAUUACACACGCAUCCUUUGCCACUGAAACCUUAGAAUUAGCUGUAUGUGUAGAGAGCGGGGAUGUUGUUCUGUUCAAAUUUGAAGUGAAUAAAUUUUAUGAUCCUGAAAAUAAAAACAAAGAGAAUAACCUAGCUUUGGAGUUUGGUCGAUUUUCGCUGAAUGAUCACAAAGAAAUACUUAUUGACGUUAAAUCGAGAGCUUCGAGGUAUGUUAAACAAGGAUUUAUGCCAAUUACCGCUGUACACGCGAAAAGGGGAAGAAUUUCGGCAGUUACAAAUAGUAAUGUUGGCUUUGUGGGUAUUGCAUAUGAAGAUGGGUCUAUCUUAGUUAUAGAUAGAAGGGGUCCAGCCGUGAUAUUCAUGGAUAACAUAAGAAACAUAUCAGGAAUAAGAGGCCAAAACAUUACUGCUAUUGAAUUUUCUAUAAUGGAAUAUGGACAAGAUGGCUAUUCAAGUAUAUUAAUGUUCUGUGGUACGAAUAAUGCUGAAAUAUUGGUAUAUAGAGUAUUCCCUGAAUCUAAUGGAAGAUUUGCCGUAGAGUUUAUCGAGUUCACAAAAACGAAUGAUGCUGGAUCAAUCAGCAAAAUAGACACGUUCGCUAAAGCAAAUAAAAUCAGCUGUAGUGCCACUAUAUCAAGAAUGCAAGAUUUAAGUAAAGGUAUUCCUAUUCCAGGUUAUGUUUGUAUAUCGGGUCAAAGUGAUAUUAGAAUAAUCAAGCCAGGUAAAUCAAAGGAAUCACACAGAUCUUUCAAGUUCCCACUUGCAGCUAGUGGGUUAUCACAUGUCUACAUGAUGAAUAGCAAGGGGCAAAGAGAGUUAAUGAUCAUAUUAAGUUGCUUAUUGAUAAAUGGUGACAUUAAAAUCUUGUCAGUACCAGAUUUAAAAGAAUUAAAAUCUUCGCCGUCAUUAGUACCUGUACAUUCAGCAUUCAUGAAUGGUUCAUCAGUAUUGAAAAAUGGUGAAAUUGCAGUAAGAAGUGGGAAAUUCAAAAUGUCAUUGAUUUCUCUUGUUAAUGACCCUAAAUCUGAGAUUACAAAAAAAUCUGUUGAUACUGAUACAUUGUACAAUCCAAACCUUAGAAUAAAAUAUAGACCACAAGUGAAUACAUUACAAUGGGCAAGAGGUACAGUCACAUGUACUCCUGAACAGUUAGAUAUAUUACUCGGUGGGGAAAGGAGACCGGCAUCUAAAUACCAAGAGAGUUUAAUAGCGAAGGGUACUCUUACAGUGAAACCUACUGAUAAACCAGGAGCAAGUUCACCUCAGUUAUAUAAGAAACCAGUGAGACAUGGAAGAAGUAGUCAUUAUGGGGUUCUAAAGAGUGUUAGUCGUGCGGUUGAGACACAUUGGGAUGUGCUUGAAGAUAAUUUUAACGAUUAUGCUACAGCUGUCGGUGAAGGUAUGAAUGAUGCAGUGGAACAAACUGGGAAAGAUUUAGUUAAAGGAUCUCUUGGUUUUUAA
This is a messenger RNA of Naumovozyma dairenensis CBS 421, 3096 nucleotides long. RefSeq names its product putative Rab GTPase-binding protein SRO77 (gene SRO77). The transcript has a single exon. The record is from RefSeq and is a predicted model, not a curated record. The coding region runs from base 1 to 3096 and encodes 1031 amino acids. Gene Ontology annotation, biological process: establishment of cell polarity; regulation of protein secretion; regulation of exocytosis. NCBI's taxonomy places the organism in Eukaryota, Fungi, Ascomycota, Saccharomycetes, Saccharomycetales, Saccharomycetaceae. Gene Ontology annotation, molecular function: syntaxin binding; myosin II binding; GTPase activator activity. Gene Ontology annotation, cellular component: plasma membrane; cytoplasm.